AUCUUUUGUGUUAAAAACAAUACACACUUUACUAAUAUUUUAAACAAUAUGUCACUCAAAACUUUGAUCUUUUUUGGACUCUUGGCUGUGGCUCUAGGAUUCACUCUUCCUGAAGAAAAUACUGCUGUCGUUAAUGAUUCAGAAUGGGUUUAUGGAGAUGUAGUUCCAGUAGCUGAUGAUCUCGUUCUUGUAAGGAAAGCCCGAUCACCCCAAGGCUCAAUGAGUGGUACUUUUGAACACAGCCGACGAGAUGGAUCAAGUGCAAACUUUGACUACAAUCAUCAAGUGACAAGAAAUUUGGAAGUCUAUGGAGGAGCUGGAAGGAACUUCAAGUAUAAUGACAACAAUGCUCAUGCUGGUCUUAGAUAUAGAUUCUAAUUUGAGUGUUGAAUAUAGCGAAAUUAUUUAUUGUAUAGCUUAAGUAAUUCUUUAAUUCUUUUAAACGAAAAAAUAGAAUUUGUAAAAUUUGGUAUUGAAGAGAAUUCAAUACCGGGAGAAUAAAAAUUAAUAUG
Molecule: messenger RNA, 512 nt
Organism: Episyrphus balteatus (marmalade hoverfly)
Lineage: Eukaryota; Metazoa; Arthropoda; Insecta; Diptera; Syrphidae
Exons: 2
Coding region: 49-378 (109 amino acids)
Source: RefSeq, a predicted model, not a curated record